AUGGAAGCAGCUAGUAAUGCACAAAAUUCAGAUGAUAUUGAAUUAAAAGCCGAUGACCUUAUUGGGCUGUAGUUCCUUUGGAGAAGAAAGCGACCCAUUAAUCUCUAGGCCUUCCAGACUAGGUUUAGGUGCUAAAUAUAUUCCGCAUUUUCGUAAGGAUCUUUCAGAGUUGAAGGGAGUAAAAAAGGAGAUACUCGCUGAAAAACGUCUCAAAAACUCUUUAGAAAAGUAUACGGAAGACUCACAUGAGAGCGAGGAUGAGAGUGCUGAAUUAACUAAAAUAAAUUUUAAACGAAGUUCUAAUAAAUUUCCUGACCUUUAUGAAUUGCUCGUAAAUACUAAAAAGCAAAAGAAGAAAAUGCGUGCUCUAAAAAAAAAAAUUUAUUAUGAAGCCAAAGUUAACGAGUGCAAGUCUAGUGCCCUUCAAACUCCUCAAAGAUUUUUAACUUCCAAGUCUCAUACUAAGGAGCCAAAGUUUUGCAAACUUUAUCACGAAGCUUCUAAAAAGUCGUGCGAUUCAGAGCAGGAACUACCACCGAAGACCUUUUGCAAGCGUUUAAAAAAAAGAAGCAAACAGAAAAAUAUUAAAAAGGACCGUCGCCCUUUCAAAGAAAGGCCGGGUGCCUGAUUUUGUUUUACAUUGCAAGAAUAUUGCUACCUUUUAUUGAAUUAGUGUGUAAAUUUAGUUGCCGC
Molecule: messenger RNA, 693 nt
Organism: Zophobas morio
Lineage: Eukaryota; Metazoa; Arthropoda; Insecta; Coleoptera; Tenebrionidae
Exons: 7
Coding region: 53-628 (191 amino acids)
Source: RefSeq, a predicted model, not a curated record